CACAUGUCAAUAAAAAUGUUUUGCAGGACAUUACAUACUAAAUGCAGAGAUUCAACAAAGCCAUAUUUGAGAAGUAAAGUUUAUCGAAUUCCUGUCAAAGACGAUCAAGUGCAUUGGGACUCUGAUUUUGGAGAAUGCAGUUAUUCACCAAAAGAUUAUACAGCAAAAACUAUUUAUGGAAAAACUUGGGCAGACCACGAAGAUCCGUGUAUUUACACUUUUAAUCGUGUGGAUGAUGAUGGAAUAAAUAGGCUGUCAUUUAAUGGUUCAUAUUCUCUUGAUUCAACUGGACGUCCUCUUAAUCCAUUUGGAAGGACAGGUUUACGUGGUCGUGGUGUUCUCGGAAAAUGGGGUCCAAAUCAUGCAGCUGAUGCUAUUGUUUCGAGAUAUAUUAUUGGGGAAGAUGCAAGGAAAAUACUUCAAUUUGUAGCAAUUGUGAGAAAUGAUACUGAAGAUUUGGCAAUACCUGGUGGAAUGAUAGAUCCUGGUGAAGAUGCUCAAGAAGCGGCAAUUCGAGAAUUUCAUGAAGAAGCUCUUUCAAAUAAUGUUUUAGACGAGAAAUUGUCUUCUAUUUGGAAGAAUGGAAAAACUGUUUAUCAGGGAUAUGUUGACGAUCCGAGAAAUACAGACAAUUCUUGGAUGGAAACAAGUUGCUUUAAUUUUCAUGAUACAACGGGGAAUCUCUUUAAAGAUUUGAAUCUAAAGGCGGGUUCUGAUGCCAAAUUUGCGAAAUGGAUAACAGUCGAAAAUGGACUUAAACUUUAUGCCUCACAUACUUAUUUAGUCGAUAACCUGCCUUAUAAUACAAGCGUUCAUGAACUUCGUCGAUUGUUUGACCGUUAUGGAGAUAUUGGCGAUGUCUAUAUUCCUCGUGAUCGUUACAAUAAUCAAAGUCGCGGUUUUGGAUUUGUCCGUUUCUAUUCGAGGAAAGAUGCUGAUUAUGCUUGUUCUCGCGCAGAUGGAAAACAAAUGAAUGGUCGAGAAUUGCGCGUAUCUAUUGCCAAAUAUCGACGUCCGCUUGAUGAAGGUCGCGAUCGAGACAGACGCCGUCGUUCGCGUUCCCGUUCACGUCGCCGUUCGCGUACUCGUUCUCCACCACGCCGUUCUCGUUCCCGUGAUGAUCGAUCUCGAUCGCGCUCACCCCGUGGCCGUUCAAGGUCCAGAUCUGAUCGCCGAGGAGACGAGAGCCGUUCCCGUUCUCCACAUGGGCAUUCACGAUCAAGAAGUCCUUCACGCAGUCGAAGCUUAUCUCGUUCACCACGUGAUUAAAAAUUGGAGAAGGAAUGUUUGAUUUAAUGGAAUAAUGAAUGUUGAUUGUGAGGAAUUU
Molecule: messenger RNA, 1327 nt
Organism: Meloidogyne enterolobii
Lineage: Eukaryota; Metazoa; Nematoda; Chromadorea; Rhabditida; Meloidogynidae
Source: the annotation of a GenBank genome assembly